AUCAUAGCAAGGAUUCGUCAGCUUUACAAACGUCGUGAAGGACAACUGGUGCCAUUUCCAUGGUGUGAUGACCUUAAUUUCAACCUGAAUGACAUUUUCACCCGACUGAAGAUCGUGAAAAAAGAAAAAACGCGGGGAACAUUGACGGAUGAUGAAAUCACCAACAUGACUGCUAUCUUUAGACCCCAACCUGAUUGCCCGAAGCCACGGAUUCUUUUGAUCGAAGGAGAACCUGGCAUGGGAAAAACCACCCACUCACAAAAACUGGCGUAUGACUGGGCAAAUAAACAAGAUGAAUGGGACUCGUCUUUUCCAUGCAUUGAAGUGCUGCUCUUGCUUAGAUGCAACGAUGUUAAAUCUGGCAUCUGGGAAGCUAUUGACGACCAACUUCUUCCAGAUGAUAUUGACGAACAGGCUAAGGAGAAUUUUUUCAAAUACAUCCGAGAAAAUCAGGCCAAAUGUUUGCUACUGCUUGAUGGAUUAGAUGAGGCAGAUUCCUUUAAGCUGGACAUGUACUACUCGCUCGUUCAGAGUAAACUCCUCCCAGCUUGUCACAUUGUCAUUACAUCUCGCCAUGAGGUUGGAAAGAAAGUAAGGCCAUACUGUGACGCCCUGUGGGAGAUUGUAGGAUUUACUAAAGAGGAUGCGAAAAGUUUUAUCAGAAAGUAUUUUAAAGGCAAGGAACACUUGGCUGAGAAGCUGAUUGAACGAUUGAAACUUCCAGAGUAUGAUGAUGAUCCACUUACAACGCUAGGCGAGUUAACAAAAAAUCCACUCAACACAGCUCUACUCUGUUGUGUUUUCGAGGACUUCGAAGGUGUUCUUCCAACAAGCAGGACUGAGUUGUACGUUGAAAUUGUUGUCUUUGUUUUGAGAAGAUAUGAAGAAAAAAACAGACUUAAAAGCAGCGAUAAAGACUUGAUUUCAGGUUAUAAGGAAGAACUUUUGCUUUUGGGCAGCUUCGCGUUAGAAUCCCUCCUUAAAGGAGAGUCGUACUUUGAAAAGGAGGAAGAUACCGUCAAGCUUAUCAAUUUUGGAUUCUUGUCUUUUCAACAAGGUGGCGCCAAGCGCAAACCUUGUAAGCGCUUUGCAUUUUUACACAAAAGCUUUCAGGAGUUUUUUGCUGGCCUUUUCCUUGCGUUUCAAAGUAUCAGCAAAGAAAGAGACUUAACCUCAGUUGUAGACGAUAAGAGAUACUUGGGUAAACUGAGACAGGUCUUUUUGUUCAUGAGUGGCAUCAUAGCCUUGCGGAGUGAGGAAACUGCAAUGUCGUUCUUUAUUGUUAUUGCUAAAAAAAUCAACUCUGCCGAAGACCGUAAAUCAUAUAUGAGUUUAGCUUGUGAGUGUUUGUUGGAAUGUUCAAGUGUCCAGGACAGCCUUGAAACUCGCUUAGUUUCUAGUUUAGGUAAGCACCUUGACAUGUCGUCCCUGACUGAAGUGAAUUUUGGCGGAACAGGCAUACACGAUGCUGGUGCUGCUGCGAUUUCCAUGGCCCUCACAGUAAACUCCUCCCUGACCUAGUUUGGAUUUAGGUGAUAACAGAAUUGGCGACGCCGGUGUUUCUUCUCUUUCUCAGGCCCUCACAGUAAGCUCCUCCCUGACUAGGUUGGAUUUAGGUUGUAACAGAAUUGGCGACGCCGGUGCUUCUUCUCUUUCUCAAACCCUCACAGCAAACUCCUCCCUGACUAGUUUGGAUUUAGGUGAUAACAGAAUUGGCGACGCCGGUGCUUCUUCUCUUUCUCAGGCCCUCACAGUAAGCUCCUCCCUGACUAGGUUGGAUUUAGGUUGUAACAGAAUUGGCGACGCCGGUGCUUCUUCUCUUUCUCAAACCCUCACAGCAAACUCCUCCCUGACUAGGUUGGAUUUAGGUUAUAACAGAAUUGGCGACGCCGGCGCUUCUUCUCUUUCUCAAACCCUCACAGCAAACUCCUCCCUGACUAGGUUGGAUUUAGGUUAUAACAGAAUUGGCGACGCCGGCGCUUCUUCUCUUUCUCAAACCCUCACAGCAAACUCCUCCCUGACUAGGUUGGAUUUAGGUUAUAACAGAAUUGGCGAGGCCGCUGCUUCUUCUCUUUCUCAAGCCCUAACAACAAACACCUCCCUUACUAGCUUGUAUUUAGGUGGUAACAGUAUUGGCGACGCCGGUGCUUCUUCUCUUUCUCAAGCCCUAACAACAAACACCUCCCUGACUAUCUUGUAUUUAGAUGGUAACAGUAUUGGCGACGCCGGCGCUUCUUCUCUUUCUCAAGCCCUCACAGCAAACUCCUCCCUCAAGACUCUCUUCUUUUGA
Porites lobata is the source of this 2290-nucleotide messenger RNA. NCBI's taxonomy places the organism in Eukaryota, Metazoa, Cnidaria, Anthozoa, Scleractinia, Poritidae. The record is from the annotation of a GenBank genome assembly.